AUGGACCUGAUCCCAAGCUUUUCCACCGAGACCUGGAUUUUUCUGGUCACCAGCCUAGUGCUCCUCUACCUAUAUGGAACUUAUUCACAUAAUGUUCUAAAGAAGCUCAGGAUUCCUGGGCCUAAGCCUCUGCCUUUUGUGGGAAGUAUUCUGGCCUACCGAAAGGGUGUAUGGGAUUUUGACAUGAAAUGUUCUAAAAAGUAUGGAAAAUUGUGGGGGUUUUAUGAUGGUCAAUUGCCUGUAAUAGCCAUCACAGAUCCAGGCAUGAUCAAGACAGUACUGGUGAAAGAAUGUUACUCCAACUUUACAAACAGGAGGAUUAUUGGUCCAUUGGGAUUUAUGAAAUCUGCCGUUUCCUUGUCCAAGGAUGAAGAAUGGAAGAGAAUACGAACAUUGCUGUCUCCAUCCUUCACUAGUGGAAAACUCAAGGAGAUGUUCUGCAUCAUCGGCCAGUACGGAGACAUGUUAGUGAAGCAUCUGAGAGAGGAAGCACAGAAAGGCAAGCCAGUCACAUUGAAAAGCAUCUUCGGGGCUUAUAGCAUGGAUGUGAUCACUAGCACGUCAUUUGGAGUGAACAUCGAUUCCCUCAACAACCCACAAGAUCCCCUUCUGCAAAACGUCAGGAAGCUCUUAAAAUUUGAUUUUUUCGACCCAUUGCUUUUCACAACAACACUCUUUCCAUUCCUUACUUCAGUUUGUGAAGCAUUAAGUAUUUCUCUUUUUCCAAGAGCUGCUACUAAUUUUGUCAAAAAAUCUGUACAAAGAAUGAAAGAAAGCCGCCUUAAAGAUAAUCAAAAGGUAAGAAUGAGCUUACUUAACCUGGCUGUUAACCUAAAGGUCAGCUGUGACUCAUCACCUCACAAGGCUUUGACUGAUAUGGAGCUUGUAGCCCAAUCAAUUAUCUUUAUUUCUGCUGGCUAUGAGUCCACUAGCACUGCUCUUUCCUUCCUUAUGUAUUUAAUGGCCACCCACCCUGAUAUUCAGCAGAAACUGCAGAAAGAGAUUGAUGCAACUUUUCCUAAUAAGGCAACUCCCACAUAUGAUGCUGUGUUACAGAUGGAAUAUCUUGACAUGGUGGUGAAAGAAACACUCAGAUUAUACCCAAUCACUGCCAGACUUGAGAGGAUCUGUAAAAAUGAUGCUGAAAUCAAUGGAGUGAUCAUUCCCAAAGGGACAUUGGUGAUGAUACCAAUCUUUGCUCUUCAACGAGACCCAGAACACUGGCCAGAGCCUGAGAAGUUCCUCCCUGAAAGAUUCAGUAGGGAGAACAAGGACAAUGUCGAUCCUUACUUAUAUAUGCCCUUUGGAAGUGGACCCCGAAACUGCAUCGGCAUGAGGUUUGCACUGAUGAACAUGAAACUUGCUGUCACCAGAAUUCUGCAGGAGUUCUCCAUCAAACCUUGUAAGGAAACACAGAUCCCCUUAAAAUUAGGCAGGAAACUAAUUAUCGCACCGGAAGGACCCAUUGUGGUAAUGUUUGAGUCAAGAGUUGGAAAUGUAACUGGAGCCUGA
Molecule: messenger RNA, 1512 nt
Organism: Trichechus manatus latirostris (Florida manatee)
Lineage: Eukaryota; Metazoa; Chordata; Mammalia; Sirenia; Trichechidae
Product: cytochrome P450 3A12-like
Exons: 15
Coding region: 1-1512 (503 amino acids)
Biological process (GO): steroid metabolic process; oxidative demethylation
Molecular function (GO): testosterone 6-beta-hydroxylase activity; heme binding; iron ion binding
Source: RefSeq, a predicted model, not a curated record